AUGUAAAAAUAAUCAUUAAUUCUUUAGUAAAAGGCUCCAAAGAAUAUAAAUGAACUUGAAUAAGCAUUUAAAUUAAUAGAUUAGAAAUUAGAUUCUCCAAAUUCAUAAUUAUUACUAAUGAAAACUAGAUUUAAAAUCUAUUGA
Paramecium primaurelia is the source of this 144-nucleotide messenger RNA. The record is from the annotation of a GenBank genome assembly. Lineage: Eukaryota; Ciliophora; Oligohymenophorea; Peniculida; Parameciidae.